Molecule: messenger RNA, 300 nt
Organism: Sinocyclocheilus rhinocerous
Lineage: Eukaryota; Metazoa; Chordata; Actinopteri; Cypriniformes; Cyprinidae
Product: palmitoleoyl-protein carboxylesterase notum1a-like
Exons: 2
Coding region: 14-298 (94 amino acids)
Biological process (GO): protein depalmitoleylation; negative regulation of canonical Wnt signaling pathway
Molecular function (GO): palmitoleyl hydrolase activity
Source: RefSeq, a predicted model, not a curated record
UGACUAUGCGUUCAUGGGUUCACUGAUCAUAAAGGAAGUUGUAAAGAACCUGCUCACCAAGGGUCUGGAUAAUGCUAAGAUACUUCUGUUGGCUGGAAGCAGCGCGGGUGGCACUGGGGUGUUGCUGAAUGUGGACCCAGUAUCUGAGCUUCUGGAGGAGUUGGGUCACACAAACAUCCAGGUCAGGGGUCUGUCUGACUCUGGCUGGUUCUUGGACAACAAACAAUACCGCUGCACUGACUGCGUGGACACCAUCAACGGUGCCCCCACUGAGGUCAUCAAGAGAGGAAUCAAGUAAGA